This is a messenger RNA of Penicillium riverlandense, 855 nucleotides long. Its product is annotated as putative G-patch domain protein. Bases 1 to 855 code for a protein of 284 amino acids. The transcript has a single exon. Gene Ontology annotation, molecular function: nucleic acid binding. The record is from RefSeq and is a predicted model, not a curated record. Lineage: Eukaryota; Fungi; Ascomycota; Eurotiomycetes; Eurotiales; Aspergillaceae.
AUGUCCCAAGAAGAGGAACAGGACGAGGACUACUUCCUCCCGCUAGAAGACCAGCGCGUCUUCGGCGCUGGCAUCCGUCGUAAACGCGUGCAGUUCGUGCGCUCGGCCGAGCAUGAACUCAACACCACCGUUCCGUCAUCGUCAUCAGCCUCCACGCCGUCCGCUACAAGCAUCGCAGACAAGUACUUGUCGAUCGUCUUGAAACCGAAGACUGCUACGUCGCCGAGUACGCCCACCGAAGAGGCUUCUGCUCCGCUGCCACCUCGUUCAACGCAAUCUGCGCCUCCAGCUGCGGAAGCUGUUGCUCCGCCGCCGCCACCACCACCUCUACUUCCUCCAGCCGACACGGGAACGGAAACAGAAACAGACACCGCGCAACGGUGUGAAGUGUGCAACCUUCCACUAUCCACAGAGACACCAUCAACCCCAUCAUCCUCAUUAUCAACCCACCGUCCCCACGAAGCCUCCCUAGCACACCAACUCUGUCUAACGCACUCCCACCCACCAUCCCACCUAGACCGCACGCGCGCCGGCCUUCGGUAUCUCUCCACAUACGGUUGGGACCCAGACAGCCGAACCGGGCUGGGAGCACCCGGCCGCGAAGGCAUCCGAGAGCCGCUGAAAGGGCGGGUGAAGAACGACACUGUCGGGCUUGGAGCGGGAGUGGGCCGGGACGCAGAUGGGGAUCCGAUCCCAGUGCAUCGUCGUCCGGUAUCGCCGCCGAAGAAGGUGCAGAGAUUGAAUUCUAAACAGGUGCGGAGACAGGCUGCUGAGGCACGGAAGAGGGGGGAUCGGUUGAGGAAUCUGUUUUUCCAGAGCGAUGAUGUUUUGAAGUUCCUUGGUGAGGGGCCUUAG